GUGACUGACCGCGACGUGGGGGGCCGGACGGCGCGCGGCCUCCUCAUGCGGGCUCCCUGCGGCGAGCCCGCCCUGCACGAGUCCCUGGAGCGCUACCAGCGGCGCCUCCGAGAGCGUGCUAGUGAAAGUAUCCAUCAACUGAAAUAUGCCUUAGAGGAAAGACAGUUUGCAACGGGUGAGAGUGAAGCUGGAUUUGAUCAGUCUUCUCUGGACAGAGGAGAUGAGAGAGAGAAUUCAGCGUGGCAGGAGCUGCAGCACAGUCAUGCAGUUAAUCAGCUUAAAGCUUUGCUGCAAAAUCAGGAAAGACUGGAGAGUGAAGCCUCCCCGUUGAGGAAGAUGUCCUUCUCUAGACCCUCUGAAGCAAAUGAAGAUUUACCUGCGCUUUCUGAUCUUGUUCCUAUAAUUAAUGAUCAGUCCCAGUACAUAAACCACCUAGAAGCUGAAGUAAAGUUCUGCAAGGAGGAAUUAUGUGGGAUGAAAGAUCGAAUACGAGUAGUUGUUCUUGAAAAUGAGGAACUCCACCAGAAACUGAAAUUUUUAACUGCAGAACACACUCUGAGAGAACAAACUCUCCUGGAUGCCUCAGCAAAUACUCAAAGCUCCUGGCCUGUCGAUGGUGAUGACUGUAGUGUGCAUCAGCCCAUCACCUCGUCACCUGUACGUAACAGAAAGCAGGCUUUGGCCUCGGCAGCAGUUGGAGAAAAAUGGCACUCAGAACUGGAAAAAUUGAAACUUCUUUAUCAAGAAAGAGUUGAUAUCCUUGAUGCUCAAGUACAGUCUCUGAGAAAAGAUCUUUCAGAAUCUCAGAAGACCUGCCAAGACUUGGAAGGAAGACUAAAACACCAGAAGUCACUCACUUCAACCACAAAUGCCACUCGGGUUGGUGGUCUGUGUCUGAAAUGUGCACAACACGAGGCUGUUCUUGCACAGACUCAUUCUAAUGUUCACAUGCAGACCAUCGAGAGGCUAACAAAAGAAAGAGAUGAUUUAAUGGAUGCCCUUGUUUCAGUGAGACGGAACCUGAGAGACUUGCAGCAAAGAGAGGCUAAUGCUUAUGAACAAGUAAAGCAAGCUGUGCAAAUGGCAGAGGAGGCAAAUUUGGAAAAAACAAAGGCUUUAGUCCAGUGUGAGCAGCUGAAAAGUGAGAUGGAACGACAGAAGAAUCGUCUUGAAAGGGAAUUAGUUGCCCAGCUAGAUAAGAGGAAUGAUGAAAAAGAAGCCGUGCGGGAAGAAAUGAAGAAAGAAAGGGAGGACUUGACAGCCAUGGUGACAGCUAUGUCUGAGAAUGUGGCCACGCUGGAAUCCCAGGUAGAGAGAAUUACAAGGGAGAAGAACUCACUAGCUAACCAGUUAGAAGAAACACAGCAUCAGUUUUCAUCUCGUGAAAUGGAGAUUAAUAAGGUGUGUGGAGAAAUGCGCUAUCAGUUGAAUCAAACCAAAAUGAAGAAGGAUGAGGCAGAAAAGGAGCUCAGAGAGUACAGAACAAAAACUAUAAGGGAGCUUGAAAUUAAGGACCAGAAAAUAGAAAAACUGGGAUUAGAGCUACAUGGAAACAAACAGCGUUUGGAACAAGCCCAGCAGGAUAUGACAGGAGCCAGAGAGGAGUGUCUAAAACUGACAGAACUGCUGAGUAAAUCUGAGCACCAACUGCACCUCACCAGAUUGGAGAAAGAGAGCAUUCAGCACAGCAUUAGCAAUGAAGCAAAGGCCCGAGCCCUUCAGGCCCAGCAAAGAGAGCAGGAGCUGACACAGAAGAUGCAGCAAAUGGAGGCCCAGCAUGAGAAAACUGUAAAUGAACUGGAUUCAUUGCUGACUUCCCACAAUACAUUUGUAGCAAAAUURAAGGAAGAAUGUUGUAUGUUGGCAAGGAAGUUGGAGCAAAUAUCAGAAAARUACAGAUCUGAAGUCAACCAGCUUAGUCAGGAAAAAGAGUAUCUUCAUGGCAGAUUGGAGAAGAUGCAGAAAAGGAAUGAUGAAUUGGAGCAACAAUGUAUCCAGCAUGGGAGGAUGCACGAGAGGAUGAAGUCGAGGCUGACCCAGCUGGACAAGCACUGCCAGGCCACGGCGCAGCAGCUAGUGGAGCUGCUCAACAAGCAGAAUCAGCUCUUCAAGGAGAAGCAGCUGCUGACAGAAGAGGUGCAGUUCCUGCGAGCACAGGAAAAAAAAUGGGAUGCAGAUCUCAAACAAGACACAGAUGGAAUCAAGUGAAAACCUGGAUGGAUAGAGAAACGAGCAGAAGAAGUUUUCCUCUCUGCCGGCUCUGCAACUUGGCCUUACUUGAAGCCCACCCAGACCAAUGUUUCCAACAGAGACACGCGUGCUAACUAUUUUCAACUGAUUUGUAGUUGUUUUUUUAACUACGGAAUGCAAAUAUUUCAGAAGCAUUACCAGCCUACCGCGUUCCCAGGAGGCACCUAAUGCAGGACUGUGCUGAAGUGGCUAGACCUGCAAGCCAGUUUUUACAGCUCUUACAUUCAUAUCUUGCACAUUUUUUUAUAAAUACU
Molecule: messenger RNA, 2504 nt
Organism: Nothoprocta perdicaria
Lineage: Eukaryota; Metazoa; Chordata; Aves; Tinamiformes; Tinamidae
Gene: SDCCAG8
Product: serologically defined colon cancer antigen 8
Exons: 19
Coding region: 46-2208 (720 amino acids)
Biological process (GO): neuron migration; centrosome cycle; establishment of cell polarity
Cellular component (GO): centriole; centrosome
Source: RefSeq, a predicted model, not a curated record